UUUUCUGAUUUUUCUCUAUCCAAAUCUGAGAAGAACGUUCCGAUUCCGCUUCCGAAUUAACUGAGUCAAAUCGCCGUGUCAACAACCAUGACUGGAACUGACGUCUCCACCGCCAAGGCCAAGAAGGCGAGAUCGCCGCCCGCUCACCCGCCGUUCGUCGAGAUGAUCACGGCGGCGAUUGUGUCGUUGAAGGAUAGGACCGGAUCGAGCCAGUAUGCGAUCACCAAGUUCGUGGAGGAGGAGCACAAGAAUCUGCCGCCGACCUUCAAGAAGCUUCUGCUCAACCAUUUGAAGAAGCUCGUGGCCGCCGGAAAGCUCGUCAAGGUGAAGAACUCGUUCAAGCUGCCUCCCGUUCGCUCCGCUGCUCCGGCGAAAGAGAAGGCAGCGGCCGCGGCGCCGAAGCCUAAGAAGUCGGCCACGGUGGUCGCUAAGCCGAAGUCCAAAACGGCUGCGAAGCCCAAAGCGAAAGCGGUAGCUUCUAAGCCUAAGCCGGCGGCUGCGAAGCCAAAGGUGAAGGCGAUUGCUGCCUUGGCGAAACCUGCUGCCAAGGCUGCGAGAACAUCGACAAGGACGUCGCCGGGGAAGAAGGCGGAGGUGAAGUCUAAGGCGAAGGCGAAGAAGCCGGUGGCUCCGGCCAGGGCUGUGAGGAAGCCGAAGAGUGUGAAGUCGCCGGUGAAGAGGAAGGCUCCGGCGAGGAAGGCGAAGAAGUGAGAGUCUUAGAAACUGCCCCGGUCGGUUUCGUUUCUCGAGAGGGGUAGUUUGUGUAAAUUUGUCUGGGGAGUGAGGGGAGUUUCGGAAUGAAAAAACAAGUCGGGUUGUUACGUUUCGGAGAAGGGUAGUUUGUGUAAAUUUGUGUGGGCAGUGAGGGUAGUUUGGGAAUGAAGAAACAGUUUGUUGACACAGAAUUUGUAGGGUUUUAUUUUCCAAGUUUUUUUUUUUCCCAACAACUGUGGCGGUUGUUAUUUGGUAACUCUUUUCUGUAUUAAGAAUUUAGAGGAUGAAUGGAGAUGCUUAUUGAUAACCAAAA
Pyrus x bretschneideri (Chinese white pear) is the source of this 1027-nucleotide messenger RNA. Its product is annotated as histone H1.2-like. Gene Ontology annotation, biological process: nucleosome assembly; chromosome condensation; negative regulation of DNA recombination. Gene Ontology annotation, molecular function: double-stranded DNA binding; nucleosomal DNA binding; structural constituent of chromatin. Bases 88 to 711 code for a protein of 207 amino acids. Lineage: Eukaryota; Viridiplantae; Streptophyta; Magnoliopsida; Rosales; Rosaceae. Gene Ontology annotation, cellular component: nucleus; nucleosome. The transcript has 2 exons. The record is from RefSeq and is a predicted model, not a curated record.